AUGAGUUACUAUUCUGACGACGAGGAUGUGAAUGUUCGCAUCCGUCACCAUGGCCACUCUCCUCGGCCUGUUAGAUAUGUCGAGCGACCCCGGAAUUAUUAUGGUGUACCUGCUGGACCUAGCUAUCUAGUCCCGGAACAGCACACUACCGUCGUUGCGCGUUCUCGUUCCCACGAUAGAUCCCGUGAUCUAAGAGCCAACCCGCCCAGCCCUGUGCCAACCCCAGCGCAGCCAGUGAUUAUCAAUAACCGGUUCUACGGCGAGCACUCCUCAGAUGAUGAUGACGACUAUCGACGACGUCGCCAAGUCGUUCAUCGUCGUCGCAGCUCCGAUUCGAGGUCGAGGUCGAGGUCGAGGUCACGCCUUACUCGAGAGGAAUGGGAGGCUGAACUUGCUCGCCGUGAACUUGAGCGACUUCGCCUUGAGAAUUCGCGGGAUAGGGAGGAACGUCGCUUGAUAAAAGAGGCUAGAGAUGAGGCCGAACUGAAACGUGCCAAGAGGGAACUGGACGAGAUUAAACAGCCUGAGGCACGGGCCGAGGAGGAGAAGCGCAUCAAGAGAGAGCUGGAGCUGAAACGGUUGAAAGAAGAGGAGGAGGCGGCGGAAGAAAAGAAGCGCCGCGACAAGGAGGCUGCCGAGGCAGUAGAACGCUACAAGAAACUCGAGGCGGAUCGAAUGACUGCGGAAAAACUACGCAAGGAACAGGAAGAAAAGGAAUACAAACGUCGCAUGCAGGAAGACUUGUUGAAAUCUGGCCUGGACGAGAAGGCCAUUUCGGCCAUUCUUGAAAAAAAAAAGGUACCGAAUGCACUUGAGCCAGGCCAAAGGCCCACCUAUACUCGAAUGGCCCGUAGGCAUUUGUCCAUCGAGACCCUAAGGGCCUUCCAUAUCGAGUUUGACAUGGACAAUGACCCCGAGUAUAUCCUGAUUAAGCGGUGGGUUCCAGAGUGGGAGCAGGAUCAAUUCUGGCGGCACACAAAAUACAUCCGUGAGAAACGAAGUAGCACUCUGUUGAUCGAAGAGAAAAAGACACACCGGCACGAACCUCAGUUUGAGUGGGUUCGCAAGAAGAGUGAUCGUAAAAGGAGCAAGUCUCCUGGUGGUCUUCUGAUGUAUCUAGCCGGAGCCAAGCCUGCCUAA
Metarhizium acridum CQMa 102 is the source of this 1140-nucleotide messenger RNA. RefSeq lists its product as uncharacterized. The record is from RefSeq and is a predicted model, not a curated record. Lineage: Eukaryota; Fungi; Ascomycota; Sordariomycetes; Hypocreales; Clavicipitaceae.